GUAGAGGAUACCGUCUACGCACAAGGCUGUUGGGACGAGCUUACCGCGCAAGCCUUUCUCGCGGCACUGAGCAAUCUCAUCCUCGCGGGCGAAGACGCCUCGCCCACCUUCACCCACACCCUAAACAGGGCCAUCGACGAGGCCAAAAAGAUCGAGGAACUUGCCGUGGACUUUGCAGGAGAACAUCCGGUGCUCACCGCCGCAGUGUUGGCGAUUCUGGCCCUGGGUGUCCUUUAUCUGUUCUGGCCGGCUGCGCUUGACCUCCUUGGGUUCGGCUCCGAGGGAAUUAUCGCAGACUCCUUUGCUGCUCGGUUCUGGCAGAGCUAUCUGGGCAACGUCCCCAAGGGGUCUUUCUUCUCAUACCUUCAAAGACUUGCCAUGACG
Messenger RNA from Dissoconium aciculare CBS 342.82, 384 nucleotides. RefSeq lists its product as uncharacterized. NCBI's taxonomy places the organism in Eukaryota, Fungi, Ascomycota, Dothideomycetes, Mycosphaerellales, Dissoconiaceae. The transcript is spliced from 2 exons. The record is from RefSeq and is a predicted model, not a curated record. Gene Ontology annotation, cellular component: membrane. The annotation marks the transcript as partial.